Molecule: messenger RNA, 2567 nt
Organism: Neogale vison (American mink)
Lineage: Eukaryota; Metazoa; Chordata; Mammalia; Carnivora; Mustelidae
Gene: ASB18
Product: ankyrin repeat and SOCS box containing 18
Exons: 7
Coding region: 1-1401 (466 amino acids)
Biological process (GO): intracellular signal transduction; protein localization to ciliary inversin compartment
Cellular component (GO): ciliary inversin compartment
Molecular function (GO): protein binding
Source: RefSeq, a predicted model, not a curated record
AUGUCCAACUCUGAUCACCUUCCGGAUUACCCGCUCCACUCGGAUUUAGUGAGGAGAUUAAAGUCUGCCCUGGACGCCAAGGAUGAGGAGAGGGUGAGCCACUUGAUCUGCACGGAAGUGGGGCACGUGGACGCCAUCAUAGAACUGGACAAUGAUGACUGGAUGAAGGACCCCGCGGCUCAGCUGCCCGUUGGCGCGCUCGUAGGAGAUCUGAGUCGUCUGCAGCAACUCAUGAACCGCUCCUUCCACGAUGCCAACGUGGUGUUUGAGAUCAAGAAGGAUGAGAUGGAGUGGCAGGUGACAUCCCCAGCCACAUUUGGACUGUCAGGCCUCUGGACCCUAGAGUACAAGCGCGAGCUCACCACCCCGCUGUGCAUCGCGGCGGCCCACGGCCACACCGCCUGCGUGCGCCACCUGCUCAGCCGCGGUGCAGACCCCGACGCCAGCCCAGGCGGCCAGGGAGCCCUGCACGAGGCCUGCCUGGGAAGCCACACGGCCUGCGUCCAGCUGCUGCUGCAGCACGGCGCCGACCCCGACCUGCUCAGCGCCGAGGGCCUGACGCCCCUGCACCUCUGCCGCGCCGCCGCCUCGCUCGGGUGUGCGCAAGCGCUGCUGGAGCACGGCGCCUCGGUGCACUGCGCGGGCGGCGCGGGCGGGGACACGCCGCUGCACGUGGCGGCGCAGCGCGGCCUGGACGAGCACGCGUGCCUCUACCUGGGUUGCGGCGCGCGCGUGGACUCGAGGAACGGGCGCGGCGAGACGCCCCUGAGCGCGGCGUGCGGCGCGGCGCAGAGGCCCGACGAGCACGCGCGCCGCCUGCGCCUGUGCGCGCUCCUGCUGCGGCGCGGGGCGGUGGCGGACGCGCGCGACGAGGACGAGCGCAGCCCGCUGCACAAGGCCUGCGGCCACGCGUGCCCGGGGCUGGCGCUCCUCCUGCUGCGACACGGCGCUGACACGGGCGCGCUCGACUACGGCGGGGCUUCGCCGCUGGCCCGCGCGCUGCAGACUGCCGCCUGCGCUCCUGAGCCCGGCCCGCAGCGCACGGUGCAGGCGCUGCUCAACCACGGCUCUCCGGCCGUGUGGCCCGAUGCCUUCCCCAAGGUGCUGAAGACCUGUGCACCGGCCCCCAGGGUUAUUGAGACUCUUUUCAACGCCUACCCUCAGCUCCGUGUGUCAGAGUCCUGGAGGGAAGUGAUUCCUGAGGAAGUAUUUCAGAUGCACCAGGCCUUCUACCAGUCCCUCUUGGCCUUGGCCCACAAGCCACGCUGUCUGCAGCAUCUUUGCCGCUGUGCCAUUCGGAAAUUAUUUGGCAAAAGGUGCUUUCACCUUGUGCCCCUGUUACCCUUGCCAAAGUCCCUGCAAGAUUACCUCCUUCUGGAACCAGAGGGUGUUUUGCACUGAAAACCAGAGUGUUGGGACUGAGGCUGUAGUUCGCACCGCUGCCCUCAGUGGAGGCCGUAUGUUGAGGACAGCACCGCGGGGAAGGGGGCAGACCCGGGUGGCACUACCCAUGUCCCCGCCUUGUGGAUGCACUGGCCUCCCUGAGCUUCAUGCUCACUUGGAAAUGGAAUGGGUCUUAAAAGGCCUUUCUGCCUCUCAGGGUCGCUUGUGAGGAUCAAGACUGCAGAUAUCAUAGUAUUUGUAUCAGAAAGUACUUCUCAACAGAAGUUGAACUAAAAAGUAUACACACAUCCCCUGUAGUUGGGUUAACAGACUGUCUGCCUCACAGGGGCGUCCCACUCCUCCUGGAGCCUGGCCACCUAGAAAGGCUCUGUCCCCAACACAUGACAGGUGUAUCUAUUGAGAGAGGACACCUGUUUCCGCAACAGGAGUGCCCUUCUGGAGCCCACUGGUGCUUCCCAGCACAUUACAGCCCAGAACUCCCUAAAGGACGUCGGAGGGGUGGCGAGCCCAACAUUGUGAUCCCAUGUGAGUCUUCCGACGCCCUCGCCAAACCCCAGGGGCCAGCAGCCCAGGAAGCCAGAUGCCAGGGACAGACAGGUUGCUAAAGAUAGCCAUCAGCCCAGCCUUAGCAUCGCAUAGCAAAAGAGAUGUUCCAAGGGUCAAGGACUUUAUGAACCAUCUCUUUCAUUUUCUGUAUUCUGGUGCUUUGAUAUCCAGGGCCUGGCUGACCUUGGAGGGACUGCUCCUCCCAGAGUCAGCCAGUUCCAGAGACAGCAUACAACUUACCCCGAGCAUGCUUUCCAAAUGCAAACCGACCAGUCCAGAGCUCACAUACACACCCCCAACCACCCCUUCUACUGGGCUGUCACACUCUGAGCUACCUUCCACCCGUCCUAACUAUCCGAGGGCCAGGUGCCAGAAAGAUAGGGACAGCCCUUAUUUAUAUCCCAGAGCCUGCUGAAACUAUUCAGACCCGCUGGUCCUAAGCCUGUCUAUCCUGCCUGGCCUGUUCCACCCAUGAAAACCACGACAAAGGCUUCUGUCCACAUCCCCUCCCCCAACUGCCUGAAUAAGCCUGUGUGUGCCCUUGUGACCCCACCCCAUGGUAUGAUGUGCCCCUUCUCUUGGGAAUGAUGAGUAAUAAACUAUCUUUUCAAUGGCAA